AUGUGGCGAACAGGUGUAUUGUUAGUGGCUAUUGUUUUCAUAGAGUUUGCUGCCGGUGAUGUCAAACCAACAGACACCACUCUCAUAAAUCGGCUGAAGCGCUCUCCGAACUCAUGUGACUACGACUACAGGCCGAGGUACUGGCCUCCACCACCGCCACCCCCACCGCCACCACCACCACCUUACUGGCCGCCACCACCACCUCCAGGGCCACCACCAUUCUGGCCACACCGUCAUCAUCACCAUGACCGUUUCGAAGAUUUCACUGACGAUGCAUCAAAAGACCAGCCAUGUUCCACGUGCCAAGGAGAUGGAAUUUCAUCAGCUUUGAGUAACGCUAAGAGUAAAAAUGGAGAUGCAAUUGCUAUAGCUAUCGCUAAGGCUAGUCCUAGCCCGAAACCUUGA
Molecule: messenger RNA, 405 nt
Organism: Spodoptera littoralis (African cotton leafworm)
Lineage: Eukaryota; Metazoa; Arthropoda; Insecta; Lepidoptera; Noctuidae
Source: the annotation of a GenBank genome assembly